Molecule: messenger RNA, 1024 nt
Organism: Syzygium oleosum
Lineage: Eukaryota; Viridiplantae; Streptophyta; Magnoliopsida; Myrtales; Myrtaceae
Product: nudix hydrolase 15, mitochondrial-like
Exons: 4
Coding region: 17-859 (280 amino acids)
Biological process (GO): coenzyme A catabolic process
Molecular function (GO): coenzyme A diphosphatase activity; acetyl-CoA hydrolase activity
Source: RefSeq, a predicted model, not a curated record
UAUUUGACCACAGCAAAUGAUCUCGGUCCUCAGAAGAAUUUCAGCAUCGGCAUCGACGUCUCCGUUCUUGAAGCUCAUGAACAACUCACCACCCCCUCCUCCUUCGCGGAGGCUCGUGGCCUUGGCCCAGCAACUGCGGCUCUACAAGCCCCCGCCCGAUUUCGAGGACGCCGAGGAACAGCGGAUCGAAGAGACCGCCGGCAAGGUCGUGUCUCAGGUGGGCUUCCCGGAAUCGGCGACCCCGAUGGCCCGCGACCCGGGAAGGUUCACACCCAAAAGAGCCGCGGUCUUGAUCUGCCUCUUCGAAGGCGAUGAUGGGGAGUUGCGCGUCAUCCUCACCAAGAGGUCCUCCGGAUUGUCCACCCACUCUGGUGAAGUAUCGUUGCCAGGUGGGAAAGCAGAGGAGGGUGAUAAGGAUGAUGGAGAUACGGCGACAAGGGAAGCCAAGGAGGAAAUUGGGUUGGAUCCUUCCCUUGUCAAUGUGGUAACUAUACUCGAGCCAUUCUUGUCCAAGCAUCUUUUGAGAGUAAUGCCGGUGAUAGGCAUACUUACUGACAAAAAAUCAUUUAAGCCCAUCCCAAAUCCUGCGGAAGUGGAAGCAGUAUUUGAUGCUCCGUUGGAGAUGUUCAUCAAGGAUGAAAAUCGAAGCGAUGAAGAGAGAGAGUGGUUGGGUAAUAAAUAUAUCAUUCAUUUCUUCGACUAUAAGGUGGGGAACAAGAAGUAUUUGAUAUGGGGGUUAACGGCAGGGAUUUUAAUAAGGGCCGCAUCAGUGGUAUACCAGCGGCCCCCAGCUUUUUUGGAGCAGAAUCCAAAGUUUAGAGUUCCUAGAAUGGUAAAUGAAGAUACUGUAAUGCCUUAAACCUGGCAAAAUUGUUGACAUACAUAUUUAAUAAAAGCAAGAAUCUUUUACUGCUGGAUUGAAUAUGCUGAAGACAAGUGCUUGGAUGUAUACUCUGCAGUACUAAAGCAUUGCAUAUCUGUAACUUAAUGCAUCUGUUUGAUGCUCUUAGUGAAGAUGUUGAUC